Messenger RNA from Helianthus annuus (common sunflower), 1494 nucleotides. RefSeq names its product glycerophosphodiester phosphodiesterase GDPD6. The coding region runs from base 179 to 1357 and encodes 392 amino acids. The record is from RefSeq and is a predicted model, not a curated record. NCBI's taxonomy places the organism in Eukaryota, Viridiplantae, Streptophyta, Magnoliopsida, Asterales, Asteraceae. The transcript is spliced from 8 exons. Gene Ontology annotation, biological process: lipid metabolic process. Gene Ontology annotation, molecular function: glycerophosphodiester phosphodiesterase activity. Gene Ontology annotation, cellular component: vacuole.
CAAUCAACAUUUCAAAUUUCCGGUAAACUCUGCGUGGAAAAUGGGUUUAUGGGAGUCUUGAUCCAUAUCUUCUUCUCGCCAAUCCAAACAACUUACAGUCAACCCCGUCAACACCCCCUCCCCCCUCCGAGAUCAGAAGUUUCGGGGGGCUUAGGAUCACCAACAGCAUCGAAUCAACAUGAAUUCAUCCAGUUGUGUGAUUGUUACGUUUCUGCUACUCUUUAUCGGAUGUUCUGCGAGGAGACACUAUCCCCUUCCAAGCGAUAACGGAAGUACUAAAAAGCCCCUACAGACUUUUCGUCCGUUUAAUGUUGCACACCGCGGUUCAAAUGGAGAACUCCCAGAGGAAACUGGUCCUGCUUACUUGAGAGCAAUUGAAGAAGGCACGGACUUCAUAGAAGCAGAUAUUUUAGUUAGCAAAGACGGUGUUCUUAUGUGCCAUCACGAUGUUACACUUGAUGAAACAACUGACGUCGCAGAACACAAGGAAUUUGCAGACCGAGUGAAGACCUAUGAAGUUGAGGGAAAAAAUACAACUGGACUUUUCAUAUUUGAUUUUACACUUAAAGAACUAAAAACUUUGAGGGCAAAGCAGAGGUUUGAAUUCCGUGAUCAGCAAUAUAACGGAAAGUUUCCUAUCAUUACAUUUGAAGAGUACAUUCAAAUUGCAUUAAAUGCACCACGGGUUGUUGGAAUAUAUCCCGAAAUUAAGAAUCCUAUAUUGAUGAACCAGCAUGUGAAAUGGCGGAAAGGGAAAAAGUUUGAAGAUGUUGUCGUGGAAGUACUUAAGAAAUACGGGUAUAAGGGUACAUAUUUAUCAACGGAAUGGCUAAAACAACCGUGUUUUAUUCAGUCAUUCGCCCCGUCAUCACUUGUUCGUAUCCACAACCAAACAGAUUUACCCAAGAUAUUCCUAAUUGAUAAUGUGGAUGUUAGAACCCAAGACACCAAUCAGACGUAUGCAGAAAUCACUUCAGAUGAUUAUUUUAACUACAUCAAAGAAUAUGUUGUCGGGAUUGGUCCGUGGAAGGAUACCAUUGUUCCUGUGAAAGAUAACUACACUCAAAAACCUACUGAUCUCGUGACCAGAGCACACGCUCAUAAUCUGCAGGUGCAUCCAUACACUUACCGCAAUGAAAACCAGUAUUUGCAUUUCAACUUCUCUCAAGACCCUUACUUGGAAUAUGAUUACUGGAUUAACACAAUUGGAGUUGAUGGCCUUUUUACCGAUUUCACCGGUAGCCUCCACCGUUACCAGGAAUGGACCUCUCCAUCUCCCGGGAAGGUUGAUGCCACCAAAUUAUUGCAAAAUAUUUCUAAAAUGAUCAGAAAAUUUGAGAUAUCUAUCAGAAAUUAGAUAGCUUCUUUCAAACAUAAAUUAUGUUUGUGUAUUUUCUUGGCUGUAAAAUUACUAUUUUACCCUUGACGUUAGGAGCGUCAAAGUUUGAUCAUAUCACUAAUAAAAGUUUACAUAUCAAACGUUCAAACACGAAA